This is a messenger RNA of Prorocentrum cordatum, 1735 nucleotides long. The record is from the annotation of a GenBank genome assembly. NCBI's taxonomy places the organism in Eukaryota, Dinophyceae, Prorocentrales, Prorocentraceae.
GCCGCUAAGAAAGCCGAGCGCGAGUCGGAGGCCGCCGGGAAAGCCGAGGUCGAGUCGGAGGCCGCGUGCUUCUCAAUCGGAUUGUUGUUGGCCACAGAGGUGAUCUACCGAACAUGUAAGACAAUCGUGAUCUACUGCAGCGACCAGGACAUUGCCGAGAGCGCAGACGACUGCGGGGUAUGUGAGAACACCGUCGGAACUGUUUCCGCCAGGAUGUUUUUAGACGGUGCGGAGCCGCUCGAGCUUCCCUGCGCGGUGCCUCGGCCCAAGAAGACCGCCUUCGCGAACGUCUCCAUCGGCGCUAGAAUGUUCGUAAUUGCUUUGCUCGGCACAGCGCUAGACUUUGCCCGUGAGAAGAUGUGCAAAGAUAUCCGCCGCUAUCCCGAACAACUCGACACGGAAUUCGACGCUUGGUCGGACGAUAGCAGUCAGGAGCAAGACUCUGAGUCUGGCAGCGUCGACUUGUUCGACGAUGUCCUCGAAUACGAAGAGGACGCCCGGGGCGGUGCCCUCGGCGAGGGCAAUGGCUUUGAGAAUUGCGCCCUGGCUUCGUGGAAGAACUGGCUGGUCGAGCACUUGAAGCAGCACCACCAGAAGCGGGCGUCUUUCGUCCCAUACAAAAGCAACAAGAUGUUCCGCAUUGCGAAGGCCAUCCAUGACAGUGACCAGAUGCGCGGUAUUUCAGGCGCCAAAUAUCUGCAGAGGGCAGCGGCUCUGGUGCGCAGGCAGGCGAGCACGGGGCUGUCCAAGAGGGCCCACACGCACCUGGACGAGCACAUGGUGCUCGUGUUGGAAGAAGGCGGGCCGAGGUACUACCUGCAAUCGGAGCUGUGCCAGAUGUCCGUUCGCCGCGUCGGCGACUGCUACUCGACGCGGGAGUUCUACAAUCGGGCGCGAGAGCGCCUCGCCGGCCUGCUGGCGGAGUGCGAGGAUGACGGUGAGCUCCAGUGGGUGUCCAUCGACGGCGCUGCUAAACCCGCAUUUACUCUGGUCGGACAAGCUUCCUGCAGGGCGCCGCGGUGGGUUCGAGAAGAUCAGGCCGUCCCCAUUGAUGAUCAACUUCAUGUAGUUUUGACGAUGCGGGUCCGGUCGGGCGCUGUGCUGUUGGCGACGCCUGUUCAGACUGAGAAUGCCGAAAACGUAUGCAGUGCUCUUUCAUCGGCAUUCUCGGCAUCGCAGCUGGCACUAAUCCAGUGCCUUGUCACGGACGAUCCGUCGGCGAAGCUGCUCGACGGGCUUCAAGAUGUCUGUGGCGACCUCAAGGCAAUCGCCCUGGACUGCUGCCAUCUGGCCAUGGUCUACGAGCAGGCCAACUGGGAAAAGAAGAGUCCAGGGAGCAUUGACAUUCGCAGAAUCGUUGCGGAGCUGGAGGCAAAGUGCGGCGCUGGACCUCGCGGGGGACUCUUCGACGGCACGAGCGCCGCCGCGUCCACGCGGGGCGAGAAGAUUGCCCGCGGUGGCAUCGGGCGCAAAAGACUCGCUGUCAGGAAAGCAAAGCGGGUCCUGGGCGUCAUCGACGUGAGCAAGCCCUUCCAGACUCGCACCGAAGUUUUGCGAUGCAGAGAGGCCGCUGCCCGCGUGCACCACAGGGAGAUGAAGAAGACGCUGCCUUCAGGCAAGACGAGGUUGCAGAUGCUCAAGUGCGCAGCCCAACCAGAGAGGCUGGAGUGGAUGCUGAAUGCGGCCCGGGUUAGUUCCAGGAUGACGCGGGAAGAGCGCGUCCUAUUGCCCGCAG